Messenger RNA from Spodoptera litura, 1714 nucleotides. It is a transcript of the gene Nf-YB, whose product is annotated as nuclear factor Y-box B. Gene Ontology annotation, molecular function: RNA polymerase II cis-regulatory region sequence-specific DNA binding; protein heterodimerization activity; DNA-binding transcription activator activity, RNA polymerase II-specific. Gene Ontology annotation, cellular component: CCAAT-binding factor complex. Gene Ontology annotation, biological process: regulation of transcription by RNA polymerase II. The record is from RefSeq and is a predicted model, not a curated record. Lineage: Eukaryota; Metazoa; Arthropoda; Insecta; Lepidoptera; Noctuidae.
UGCCCCAUACCGAAGGCAGCCCCAAAUACUGAAGGAAACAAAUACAAAUAAAUAAAUAGUAGUUUUAAUCGAGUUGUGGACAUCACUAUGUAGUCGAUAGUUGGUGAUUGAUUUCCUCCGUCAAAUUAGUGACUCUAUGCUCUAUGUUUGUCACUUUUGUUUGUCAGUUGUCUAUGAUUUAUUGAGUUUUCGUCUUGUGCUGUGUGGUGUUGUAAACAUUAUAAAAUUGGUGAUUUUUAGUAAGAAACGAGUUAGCUUGUGCAUUUGUGUAGUAAACAAGUAGUAGAACAUAUAUAUAGUGCAAUCUACUUCUGCUAUAAUCUUGUUCCUGUGUCUUAUAAGAAGUAACCUUAUUACUGCAGUGAAUACUUCUUGUACACCAUGGAAAACGACGAAAUCGGUAAUGAUUUAGUGCGUUUAGACAAUGGAUAUCUUGUCGACGAAGAGAAUAACAUACGUUGCGAAUAUGUCGUAAACUCUGAUGAUGUGUUGGAUGAGGAGAAUAACUCUGAUUCUGGAAGUAAAAAUGCUCCGCUGCGGGAACAAGAUAGGUUCCUGCCUAUUGCAAACAUUGCUAAAAUCAUGAAGAGAGCUAUACCUGAAAAUGGAAAAAUUGCCAAAGAUGCAAGGGAGUGUGUCCAGGAAUGCAUAUCGGAGUUCAUAUCAUUCGUUACAAGUGAGGCUAGUGAUCGUUGUCAAGUUGAGAAGAGGAAGACGAUUAACGGAGAAGAUGUCUUGUUUGCAAUGAAUGCACUGGGCUUUGAUAACUAUGUGGAGCCACUGAAGUUAUAUCUCAAGAAGUAUCGAGAGAUUGUGCUGUCUCCCGUCACAGUGACGAAGUUAAACAAACCAAUAAUAGUUUAUGGAGAAGACGGAUCAGCAUGUUUACAAGCUGAGAGUGAGAGUGAACAGACGACAGAUUCAGCAGUGCUGUACCCAUACAAAGAGUUAAAAGUUAUCGACGAUUUUACCAUCUCAUGAAUCAGUAGACCGUACCUAAGGAUAACAUUAUCAAGUUUCAGACGAUUAAUGGAAAUAUUUAACUCUAAUUAAUAAUAUCAUUAUUAGGGGCUAUGGCACUUGAGUUUGCCACUGGGGGUUAGUGUGGCCUAUGGUCUAUUAAUCAAGACAUUGAAUAACUUUUCACUGCCACAAUGAUCACACAAACAGGAUCAAAGCCAGCUAGCGCCACCUACCAAGCAGAAAGAACACUAACCCUCUAUGUAAUAGGUAUGUAUUAGUAUCCAAAAACCGAAAGACUGUCAUAGAAAAAGUACACAAUUUUACAACAACUAUAUUCAAAUGACAUAAAGUCAUAAAGACCAUUGUAUUGACAGUAGUUUCAAAUUAUCCUGGUUGAGUGAGUAAGUUGAUGUCUUCCUGAAUGAUUUUUAAAGUAUUGUGGUAUUGAACAUCCACCUUAUGUUGACCUCUUAUACCAUAAGAAUGGAGUUAGGUACUUAGAACAAUGAAAUUGAAAACCUAGAUGGAUUUUAAUAAUAAAAUAACAAUUUUAAGAAAAUGUUUACACUUAAAAGUGCUGUAUUUUGUUCACGUGUAUAUGUGUGUAUAAUGGUACCAGUUUAUAAAAUACGCUUACCACAUAGGGAGCUGUUUAUUGCGUUACACAAAGCAUAGUGUAAACAUUUAAAUUUUAAUACCUGGAAUAUAUUAAAAAAAAAAAACAUUGCCCCACACUAGGAUUUUCUCCUGU